Scleropages formosus (Asian bonytongue) is the source of this 6920-nucleotide messenger RNA. It is a transcript of the gene znf106a, whose product is annotated as zinc finger protein 106a. The transcript is spliced from 23 exons. The record is from RefSeq and is a predicted model, not a curated record. Gene Ontology annotation, cellular component: membrane; cytosol. Gene Ontology annotation, biological process: insulin receptor signaling pathway. The coding region runs from base 308 to 5671 and encodes 1787 amino acids. Gene Ontology annotation, molecular function: SH3 domain binding; RNA binding. Lineage: Eukaryota; Metazoa; Chordata; Actinopteri; Osteoglossiformes; Osteoglossidae.
CGCCCAUUCAAGUGCGAUAUGAUGCCAGCGCUCGGACACGGCGAAGAGCGCACAGCGUCGUCGCGGCAGCAGGAGAAAGCAGCUGUAAACAGCAGGCGACGCAAAGCCACGCUAGAGUGACGACGCUGAGAACCCUCGCUAGGUGGCGCCAGCGCGUCCGGUUGCCUGUAAAUCACAGCAGAUGCGAAGUCAAAGCCAGUGAGCUGGAAAGGGAACGGUGUGUACCUGGUAACAAAUUAAAUAAACUCAGUGAUAACGUGUUUUCCAUCUUUCAGUGACGAGGUGACGCUCAGUGACACGGUCCAAAAUGGGGCAAGAAAGGAAAUGUAUUCUCUGCGACAUUGUGUACAACUCAAAGCGGGAGAUGGACGAGCACAUGAGGAGCAUGUUGCACCACCGCGAGCUUGAGAACCUCAAAGGAAGGGACUGUGGGCACAAGUGCCUGGCUUGUGGGGUCUCAGUGGUGGGGCUUACGGAGUAUGCUAACCACAUCUCCAACCCCAUACACAAGCAACGUGUGGAGGCCCAGCAACAGGAGCGAGCUAAUGGGCACCUGGAGGAGGAGUACUUUGACGAGGAGCUGGUGCGCCUCAUCAAGAAGAGGAAGGAGAUGAUCCGGAGAGAGGAGGAAGAAGUGAGGAAAGCCAAAGAUGAAUCAGAGCGACAAAAGCAGCAACAGGCGAGACAACAGCUCCUGCAGCAUGGGAUGCAAUGGGGCUCAGGGUACCGCAGGUUCCCAGUGCCGUCCAAGGGCUGCAGUAUCUCUCAUUGGCAGGGGAGUGGAGCUGAAUGGAGCUCUGUUGGAAGAUGUCAAGGUUGGCCGAGAAACUGGCUCCCCAGCCACCAAGCUCGAAGUGCCACCUGGCACGCAGGGGCCAAUGUCAGCUUCCACACCUGGAAAUCUGUUGGUCCCUCAGGGGGCAGUUUAAGAAGUGAAGGACAAGACAAGAAUCAGGGCUACCGGGGAAUUCACAGUCAAGAGAGAGGCUUUGAAUGGGGAAGCCGAUUCCAUUGGGAGCAAACAAGGGGUCCUCUCUUUGAGGGUAUGGUGUCAGACCUGAACACAGACCUCAGAAGUGACAAUUUCCCUCUUUUGAGUGCCAUCCACGUUAACAAGGAGUACUCAGGGCAAAAGGAAAGGCAUCAAGAAUGGGCAGAAGCACGUCAGGAUGCUAAGGUUGGGCAUCAAAAAAAAGAAAACUUGGCUGGAGACCAUACCAAGGCAAGAACUUCAAAACCCUGCAGCAGCAAUCCCAAGGAUAAAGUGAAUCGCUGGGCCCCAUACCCUCCUGCCAAGUGCAGUGACGUCUUGCCCUGGAAGGAAUCCAACGUCUGUCUGCCAGAAGGCUGUCAAGUAACACCUCCUGGGUCAAUAAAGGACGUGACACUAAAUAUCAACUUAGAGCAGACUACCACACAUUCAGAUGGGAUGUUGAGGAAGGGCUUAAAAGAAAAAGAUCGUGGUUCCCCAAGUCCUCAGGCCGAGCAGGGCAAGGACAGAAGGCACCGGAACAGCAGCAGUAGCCAAGGAGAUUGUGUGGAGCCUUCCUCCUCUUCCACACAGAAAGCAAGAAUAAACUUGAAGAAGGCAACGUCAGGAGCCUACUCCACAUCCGGAUCACACCACAAAAUCUCUAGUCAGGACUGUACAGAACUGAGAUCUGGCAUGAACAGUUCAGAGCCUCUGCAAGACCAUUGCCCAAACUAUGAGGGACAGAGGCACACUGGUGUGAUAGGAAAGGUCAAGCAUUUUGAAGACACAUCCAUGGUAGACCAUGUGAAGGCUGUGCUGCUCAUAAAGGAGGAACUGGAAGCAGAGAGCAUUAAAUAUAAGGCAAACAAAAUGAGAGAAGAGACAGUGAAAAAGAAAAUGAACCUUCUGCCAAUGAACAAGAGCCUUGACAGUGCAAGACACAACCCCUACACAGAUGAAGCAUCAAGAUGUGUUAGCAUUCAAACAGAUUGCUCGUCUUGUACUCAUUCUUCUUCGCUACAGUCCAUACAGGUCAGCACAUCUACCUGUGACACCGCUGGAGAUGCUGCUUCUUCUGUUCAAGAUGGUGAGGAGAAAGUGGAGAGGGAAGCAGAGGAAGAGAAUGAUGGUGACAAGCUCUGGGAUGAUUUAGCCAAAAAGAAAAUAUCAACUGUGGACAAGGGGUUGGGCUCAGACAGUGAAGCACAAAGUGGAGGUCAGUCACAGCCGCGCUCUGGAUGUGAAGUUCCUGGCCUCAGCAAGCUGGGCUUCCCAGCCUCCCUCAAGCGGGACCUGACUCGACACAUCGGUCAUAAGAGCAAGGCAGGGGUCCGUGAGCCCAACUUGAACAUUGCACGCCGCAUCCGCGACAUCAGUGGGACACGAAGGAGUGAGACGGAGAAGGACACAGGGCUUAAGCCCUCCUUGCGACAGCUUAUCAGCUGUGCGGGGUCCCGGCGAAAUGUGAACUGGGACCAGGUGUACCAGGAAGUCAACAAGAAGAAGCAGGAGCUGGGAAAGAGGAUGCCCAGGUUUGGGAUUGAGAUGGUGGCCAUUGAUCAGUGUGACCAGGAAGAAAUCAACCAAGAAGAGGAAAAAGACAUCACUUUGACAGAGGGCUUCCACUGGGAGUCCAUCUGUGCGUCCAGUACUGCUUUCCGCAGUGCAACCCCUCGUAAGCAGGCUUCCUCUGAGGGCACUCCGGCAAUGGAUCACACGGACAUUGGGCUGUCCCAGUUACCGACAGCUACGGAAGGUGGUGACUGUCCAGAGCCCAACGCCUCCGAAGGUCACUCUAGGGGACCAUGUAGUGAUUCAUUCCAAAUAUCAGGGAAAGCCAGUAUCAAGGUAGAGACAGUGGGGGACGAUGAGAAACGGGAGUCAGCAGAUACCGUAGAAGUUGUCCAGGACCCUGACUCUGUGGAAGGCUACAGCAGCUGCGCAUCUGGGCCAGAGCAGAAUGACACACAGAGUACGGGAAAGAAGCGCAGGGCAGCAGGGGACGUCCCAUCGCCAGAAGUUCCCAGCCUAGAACUGAAGAAUAAACGAAGGAAAAUCAAGUCUAAAAAGGAACGCUCCCAGGUGGACCAGCUGCUGGCAGUGUCCCUGCGGGAGGAGGAACUAAACACUUCCCUCGAGGCGUUGGAUAAAAGCUUGGUCCAAGCACGUGCUGCCCUGCAGGUGGCCUACAUGGAGGUCCAGCGGCUCCUAGUGCUCAAGCAGCAGGUUACAAUGGAGAUGAGCACACUGAGAUCCAAACGUAUCGAGAUUUUACAAGGAAUUCAAGGAGAUUACACUGGAGUUAAUGAGGCAGAAACAGGCAACACAGACAAUCCUGCAUCAACAAGUACAAAAUCUGCCCUGUCCUCUCUGUUCUCCCCAAUAACAACCACUGCUUCCCACUUCCCCAACUUUCCUUCACCAGCCAUCCCCACACAUCUCCAACAAAGCUAUAGCCCCACCGCUUCCUUGUCCUCUGCUCAUCCCACUUCAGGCACCACCACUUCUUCCACCACACUCCCAUUACCCAUCAAGCAGGAGGCUCUGCCUUCAUGUUCUUUCCAUCCUAAAGCUUCUGAGAGCUCCAACAGUGGCCUAAGCAGCACGGCACUGAAGCCAAAUCAUCCCACCUCCAAUGAUCCCAGCCAGUCCAGUCAGUCUACUUUGUGUUUGGUCAGUCAGUCGAAGGCAGGGCUCUGCCAAGGAAGUUUCGGUUCCAAAGAGAGUGUGUCUGUGUUCUCAGAGCACAGUCAAGAAGGCCUGAGGGACAGUUGCUCUGCAGCUGCUGUCCAGUGUCUGGCUGACCGUCACUUAGAAGAUAGUGGUAUUUUCACCUCCCUGGAAAAGGCAGGCAACAGGCCCAACCAAGCUGCCAAGUCUGCCAGCCAGAGGAGCUCCAGCACCGUUGUCACGGAUUGCACAGAUCUUCUAGGGGAGAUCACCGGUUUCCGGACCUGGCUCCCGUGUUCUCCGCAGCCAGACCUCCAGCUUUCGCCCUCUUCACAGCUUCAUGAGUCCAAGAGUGGCAAGCGGGUGAGGAAGCUGAAGAAGAAAAAGGCACUGAGGAGGGCCCCAGGAGAUGAGCACCCAGACAACAGUGACACCGAGGAGGAGGGAGACACCUUCCGUCCAAUUCGCAAGCUGAAACCCAGGAAGAAGGCUAAAGUAUCCCCAGGCAGCACAUCUCCAUCAGGCUUAAAGGAGGAAAAGGAAGAAGUUGAGGUCAAUGGGAAGUUAUCCUUUUCUAGGACUGACCAAGUUAAGAAUGUGGGAGGCAACAGGGAUCACUUGUUCUUGGAAAUGGUAGAACUCCCACACGCUAAAUCCCAUGGAGCUUCCUCCAUUGACUCUCUCAGCUCCAAUGAUGGGCCUGUUUCACUAAUCUCAGCACUGAAGAAGGAAACAUCCACAAAACGCAUGCCUCAAACCCCUGCGGCAGCAAAAUCAGAAUCUCAGACAGUUGCCUGCAAUGAGGUCACUUCCACAAGUGAGCUGGAUGGCAGCAUCAGAGUCAAAAUGCAUAGAAGUAAAAAUCAACAACCCCUUUCUUCCGAGAAAGUAUUCAGGAGUGGUUCAGACAUGUCCUUGGAGCUGGGUGACGAAGAGGAACCUACCGAGGGCUCGUUUGAGGGCCACCAGGCUGCCAUCAGUUCUAUGCAGAUCCAUGGCGGCCUCCUGUACACAUGUUCUGGGGACCGCACGGUGCGGGCAUUUGACCUGGUGAGUCGGAAGUGUGUGGCAGUAUUUGAGGGCCACACCACGAAGGUGAACUGCUUGUUCAUGUCAUCAGGGUUGGGUCUACAGCACCGCCUCUACACCGGCUCAAGCGAUCAAACCAUACGCUGCUACAAUCCCGAGACCCAAGAGUGUCAGGAACAGUUCUCUAUGGCCGACCGGGUCCUGUGUUUCCACAGCCGCUGGAAGGUUCUGUAUGCUGGCCUUGCUAAUGGAUCUGUGGUUAGUCUCAGCCUCAAGACAAACCAACUGCUGGAUGUGUUUGAAUGCCACGGGCCACGAGCUGUUAGUUGCCUGGCAUCAGCACAGGAGGGGACGCGUCGCAUCCUGCUGGUGGGCUCCUAUGACUGUACUGUGAGUGUACGGGAUGCCAGGAGUGGCCUCCUGCUGCGUAGCCUGGAGGGUCACACCAAGACCGUGCUCUGCAUGAAGGUGGUCAAUGAUCUGGUCUUCAGUGGUUCCAGUGAUCAGUUGGUUCAUGCUUAUAACAUCCAUACAGGAGAACUGGUACGGGUUUAUAAAGGCCACAGUCAUGCUGUCACUGUAGUCACCAUCCUGAGCAAGGUGAUGGUUACAGCUUGUUUGGACAAGCUGGUACGCGUCUUUGAUUUGCAGUCCCACGAACAGCUGCAGGUGUACGGAGGACACAAGGAUAUGGUCACAUGCAUGGUGGUCCACAAAAACAUGAUAUACACUGGUUGCUAUGAUGGGAGUGUACAGGCUGUCAGACUCAACCUGAUCAAGAACAACCGCUGCUGGUGGCAUGGCUGCUCCAUGGUCUUCGGUGUGAUGGAACAUCUGCAACAGCACCUACUGACCGACCACAGCAGCUUAAACUUCCAGACGCUGAAGUGCCGCUGGAAGAACUGUGACGCUUUCUUCUCUGUGCGCAAUAAUACCAAGCAGGAUGUCCCCAAACACAUGCAGAAACAUGCUGAGGAAGACGGCAAGCUGCAGGCUUGAGGGACAUAACCAAGAAUGUUCUACCUCCCAUAUUGGGAAGAUGAAAAAUCAAAGACAUUUUGCGCAGUAGAAAUAUAUAAAUCGAUCACAAAUGCUUCAAUUCAUGACUGAGAGUGCAGCUCUGAAGUACUGUUUAAGCUCCACAUCCAAGUCUGCCCCUCUUGUUGGUGUGCUUGGAACUUCUCAUCUUCAAAAAGCUCUUUAAUUACAGUUGGGAAAAAAUACUGUUUCAGUGUGUGCUUGGAGCUGUAGAUAUUCCAGCAUUAUCAUCAAUUAGAUGAUGUUCAGGGCAUUGCAGUGCUUCUAAAAAGGUCUCUGAGUCAUGGAUAUAAGUGUUUGGUACUUAUAUAACUCUGUACAAUGUUUUUGGCCAGACUUGAGUAACAGGUUGAAAAAGUCAACCUAUCCGGUCCUUUUCUUCCACCCAUGUCUGGUCUUAUAAUGUUGUUAAAGUUCAUCCGAACAGAGCAGACUUUGGCUAGCGUAAGAGCAAGUGGGUGGCCAGUAUGCUUUCUGCCCACAGUUUCGUGGUCCCACUUAUUUUACGGCGAGCUGGAAUCUGUACGGUGGUGCUCAGCAAACACUGUUCCUAUCCCUAUAACUUAGCUGAGACUUUCGUGUCUUCCUUGUCAAAGAAGGUCAAGAAGGCUGUGCUCAUUUUCUUCCUUCUUAAUAAUGCUAAUUUGAUUUUUAACCUCCUGACCCGGUUAGAGCAGUGCUGUCCGUUCUUAAAUAACAGACCAAACAAGGCAAAGAAAAACAGGAUUGUAAUUUACAAAGAAACUUGGAGACAGGUAUGAGAAUUGAAUUAUGUUUUCACAAUAGUGAAAGUUAUUGAGUGUACGGCAUGCGUGGGAUUAUGGUGUCAGUUUCAUGAGCGGCAAAACGUUGCUUUUAUUGUGCCUGCGCUUCUGUUAGUGGUUCCUACUGUCAAGUACUUCGUCACCUCCCUGGUGAAGCAAGUCUGGAAUCUGCUCGAUCGCAGAUGGAGGUCAUUCCUGUCAGUGGUACUGCAUCGCUUCUCUGCAGUGCACUGCAGAUUAAGAUGCCCCUCUUUAAAGCCAUCUGCCAAAUUUACUGUUGGUUUAUACUGCUAUAUCUGCAGCUUUUAAUGCAACAGGGAGGUGACAUUUGGCAUUCGAGUCCUUAUUUUUUUUCUUUGAAGACUGAGUGUACCUGCAAUUAGUUUUCCCGUUUAUUUUUAACAUUACCACACGAUUGCUUUGAAAUGUUUAAUUUUUUUUUUUCU